Molecule: messenger RNA, 780 nt
Organism: Rhagoletis zephyria (snowberry fruit fly)
Lineage: Eukaryota; Metazoa; Arthropoda; Insecta; Diptera; Tephritidae
Source: RefSeq, a predicted model, not a curated record
AUGGUCCGUCACCCGGACAAGGCAGCUGGCCAACAACAACUGGUCCACAGUUCCAACAGCUCCCUAACAGUGGAACCGGAACCGGAACUGGAACUGGACACGCCACUUUCAAGCACUCAAUCUCCGAGACUUCUGGAGAAUCCUGAUUUACACCUUGAAAUGAGCAGUGGCAAACACACCGGCGAGUUUGACUGGAGCGAGAAAACGCAGGGCCUAGUGCUGGGCGCUUUCUUCUGGGGCUACGUGGUGCUGCAGUUGCCCGGCGGGCAGAUGGAAACGAAAAAGAAGGAGCGGGUGGUCAUUCCCUGGCGAGACAUUCUCACCUCGGUGCCCGUCUGGGCGCUGACCAUCACCCACUUUGGCCAGCACUGGGGUUUCUACACGAUGCUGACGCAACUGCCGCGGUACUUUAAGGAGCUAGGCUUUGACCUGCGAUCGAACGGCUACUACUCCGCCCUCCCCCAGGCCAUUACCUCCAGCUCAGUGGGCUUCCUCUGCGACCGCCUGCUCGCCUCGGGCCGCUUCCGGCUGGCCACCCUGCGGAAGACCUUCAACAGCAUCGCCUUCUUCGGCACCGCCUUCUGCCUCUACCUAAUAACGCUCACCGAGCGGCACCGGGGCGCCAACAUUGCCCUGCUGACGGCGGCCCUGGGCGUGAACGGCAUCGGCAUGGCCGGCUUCACCGUCACCCACGUCGACCUCAGCCCUCGCUUCGCCGGCACGCUGAUGGGCAUGACCAACUUCGUGGCCAACUUUGCCGGCGUCCUCGUGCCCCUGCUG